This is a messenger RNA of Condylostylus longicornis, 919 nucleotides long. RefSeq names its product TBP-related factor-like. The transcript is spliced from 4 exons. Gene Ontology annotation, biological process: DNA-templated transcription initiation. Lineage: Eukaryota; Metazoa; Arthropoda; Insecta; Diptera; Dolichopodidae. Bases 116 to 826 code for a protein of 236 amino acids. Gene Ontology annotation, molecular function: RNA polymerase II general transcription initiation factor activity; DNA binding. The record is from RefSeq and is a predicted model, not a curated record.
CAAAAACGUAAACAAAAUAUUUUUAAUUCUAAAUUAAAAGUUUUGUAGCUAAGGAAAUAUGCUACCAAAUUUAAUUGAGCAUUUUCAUUGAUAAAUAUAUAAACAUAUAAAAAGUAUGCAAGACCUGAAAAUGGAUAAAACUUCGGCUCUAGGGUCGCCUACAAAAGGAAAAGCUGGAAAUACUACGCCACGUCCCAUUAACUCAAGUUAUAUAACCCCAAAAAAUCCUCCCCAGUACUGCCUUCUUACAUCUAAUUUGGUUCCUGCAACAACUGCUCAAGAAUCAUCUAACGAAGUAAAAAUGCAAAAUAUUGUUGCCACCGUUUCUGUUGGCUGCGAGUUAAAUCUACAAAAUAUUAAUUAUAGAACGCGAAAUUCGGAAUACAGUCCAGCUCGAUUUCAUGGUGUAGUUAUGAGAAUGCGAGAGCCACGAUGCACUGCCCUCAUAUUUAGAACAGGGAAAAUAAUUUGCACAGGAGCCAAAAAUGAAUUAGAAGCUAACUUGGGUACCCGGAAGUUCGCUAGAAUAUUACAAAAGCUGGGAUAUCCAGUAAAAUUUUUAGAUUAUAAAGUACAAAAUAUUGUAGCUACAGUAGACUUAAGAUUUCCUAUAAAAUUGGAAAACUUAAAUCAAGUUCAUCAACAGUUUAGCACAUAUGAACCUGAGUUGUUUCCAGGACUUAUUUAUAGGAUGGUAAAGCCUCGAAUGGUUUUGCUUAUAUUUGUUAAUGGAAAAAUAGUUUUUACUGGAGCUAAAUCUAGGAGAGAUAUAAACGAGUGCCUAGAAACGAUUUAUCCAAUUUUACACAGCUUCAGAAAAAAUUAAACUGUUUUAGUUUUUGUAAAAUUUGCAAUAUCUCUUGCAAUAAAAGUUUUAUAAUUUAAUAUUAAAAGGCACACAUAUAUUAUAAAUAUUUAU